Fukomys damarensis (Damara mole-rat) is the source of this 4654-nucleotide messenger RNA. RefSeq names its product atrophin 1 (gene Atn1). NCBI's taxonomy places the organism in Eukaryota, Metazoa, Chordata, Mammalia, Rodentia, Bathyergidae. Gene Ontology annotation, cellular component: nucleus. The record is from RefSeq and is a predicted model, not a curated record. The transcript is spliced from 11 exons. Gene Ontology annotation, molecular function: transcription corepressor activity. The coding region runs from base 1451 to 4654 and encodes 1067 amino acids.
UCUGUCCUCCUGCCUCAGCCCCCACAGGGCUGGGAUUAUAGGUGUGUCCAUCCCCUGGUCCUGCCUGUGAAUGGAUAGAGAUGGAUACACCCUCUCUGCCAUGUGUGGGGAGGGUAGGUUUAAAAAUUGUCGAUCUGCUAACAAAAACUAUAAAUCUACAAGGCCAGAGAUUUAGCUCCAUGACACUGCACCUGCCUCGCAAGCUCAAGGUCCUGAGUUUAAUCCUUGGUAGAAACACACACACACACACACAUGUAUUGUAUGCUCACAGAUAUGUAUUUUGAAUCUUCUGUUCAAUAUUUUGAGCCUUUGGUGAAUGUGAAAACCCUGACUUCCUCCUGGCCUUAGGGAAUGCAUAGUCAUCCCUGGGUAUCUGGGGGUGCUGUUCUAGGACCCCUUUCACUACUGACCAGAGUCAACAGAUGCUCCAGACCCCAUGCAGAAUGGCACAAUGUCUGUCAUGUACUUUGUCACAACACUUCACGCAGUGUACAUGCUCAAAUUCCAUUUUCUGAAAUGAUUUGCCUUCAGCAUUGCCAUCCGUGGCUGCUUGAGUCUGUGGCUGGGGAACCUCGGAAAGGCAGCUGUACCUGGUCGACUCUCCACGAGGCCCGGAAAUGCAGUCCUGUACCUCAGCUGUGUCCAGAUGUGCUUUGGGAAAUGGUGGGCUGUGCUCGGUGCCCCACAAGGGGACAUUCUUCUACCUGCUCUGAUGUGAAGAGAGGUUCAUGCCUCCGAGUGGUCCAGGCCUUCUGAGAAUUCUCCCCACCAACUUGUGAGGGGAGCAUGGUGAAGUACAGAAGCAGAGCGAGGCUUUGCAGCCGAGAUGGCUGUGUCCUCUGCCUGGCUGUGGGAGGCUGCAUUCUGGCAGCUGCUGUCCCUGUCUCAGGCGAGGCCCCCUCCCCCGCCUAAUAGAACAGCGACGCCCACUUUCCAAGGCUGGCUGUAAAUAUUCCAUGAAACCACGUAUGUAAAGGGCCUGACACAAAGAAGGGACUCUGCGCGCAUUAAGACUUCAGCCUCGUUUCUUUGUGUUUCCUCCAGAGGCCCUUUGCGGGUCGCACUCACGUUCUGAAGGGAGUGUGAGGGGUAAGUCCUGGGAUUUCCUAAACCCCGGCUCCCACAUUUGAAUUUUCUGCCUUCCCCAGAGAUGAGAGAUAUGCAGUGAGGAGCCUGUCCCGGGGGCUGGCCCACAAUGCCUAGUGGUGUUGGUCCCCUUGGCCCCUGGCAAACACAGCAGUGCCCCCUCUAGACUCGAGGUGAAACCUGGUGCUCCUUUCCCAACAGGUUUCCUGGAAAGUGCAUCCCACGAACUCCAGAGUUCUAGUACUGAGCCUGGUGCCACCGGCUUUGGCUUCUAGUCACAGCUGGGGGACCUUGGGGCGGGGCAGAGAAGUUUCUGUAUUCAGCUGCCCAGGCAGAGGAGAAUGGGGUCUCCACAGCCUAAAGAAUGAAGACUCGACAGAAUAAAGACUCAAUGUCAAUGAGGAGUGGACGGAAGAAAGAGGCCCCUGGGCCCCGGGAGGAGCUGAGAUCGAGGGGCCGGGCCUCCCCUGGAGGGGUCAGCACGUCCAGCAGCGAUGGCAAAGCCGAGAAGUCCAGGCAGACGGCCAAGAAGGCUCGAGUAGAGGAAGCUUCCACCCCGAAGGUCAGCAAGCAAGGCCGGAGUGAAGAGAUCUCAGAGAGUGAAAGUGAGGAGACCAGUGCCCCGAAAAAGACCAAAACUGAGCAGGAGCUCCCUCGGCCACAGUCCCCCUCGGACCUGGACAGUCUUGAUGGGCGGAGCCUGAAUGAUGAUGGUAGCAGUGACCCAAGGGACAUAGACCAGGACAACCGCAGCACGAGCCCCAGCAUCUACAGCCCCGGCAGCGUGGAGAACGACUCGGAUUCCUCUUCUGGCCUGUCCCAGGGCCCGGCCCGGCCCUACCACCCACCUCCACUGUUUCCUCCCUCCCCUCCGCCACCAGACAGUACCCCCAGACCGACAGAGCCUGGCUUUGAACCCCAUUCCUCUGUGCCACCCUCUGGCUAUCAUGCUCCCAUGGAGCCCCCUGCACCCCGAAUGUUCCAGGCUCCUGGGGCCCCUCCCCCUCACCCCCAGCUCUACCCUGGGGGGUCAGGCGGAGUUUUGUCUGGACCUCAAAUGGGCCCUAAAGGGGGAGGGGCUGUCUCUUCGGUGGGGGCCCCUAGUGGGGGCAAGCAGCACCCCCCACCCACUACCCCCAUUUCCAUACCCAGCUCUGGGGCCAGUGGUGCUCCCCCGACAAAGCCUCCCAGCACCCCCGUGGGUGGCGGGAACUUAGCCUCUGUGCCGCCACCAGCCACUUUCCCCCACGUGACCCCAAACCUGCCUCCGCCUCCUGCCCUGAGACCCCUCAACAAUGCCUCAGCCUCUCCUCCUGGCCUGGCUGCCCAGCCAGUCCCUGGGCAUCUGCCCUCUCCCCAUGCCAUGGGCCAGGGCAUGGGUGGACUUCCUCCCGGCCCCGAGAAGGGCCCAGCUCUGGCACCCUCACCCCACCCUUUACCUCCUGCUUCUUCCUCUGCCCCAGCGCCCCCAAUGCGGUACCCCUAUUCCUCCUCCAGCAGCAUCUCUGCAGCAGUCUCCUCCUCCAGCUCUUCUUCCUCUUCCUCUGCCUCCCAGUACCCAGCUUCCCAGGCCCUGCCCAGUUACCCGCACUCCUUCCCUCCCCCGACCAGCCUCUCGGUCUCCAAUCAGCCUCCCAAGUACACACAGCCUUCGCUCCCGUCCCAGGCCGUGUGGAGCCAGGGUCCGCCCCCACCCCCUCCCUAUAGCCGCCUCUUGGCCAACAGCAGUGCGCACCCAGGCCCCUUCCCUCCUGCUGGGGCCCAGUCCACGGGGCACCCCCAGAACCCCGCACAUCACCACCACCACCAGCAGCCGCAACCGCAACACCAUGGAGGCUCUGGGCCCCCGCCCCCGGGAGCCUACCCCCACUCUCUGGAGAGCAGCGGCUCCCACCACGCACACCCCUACGCCAUGUCUCCGUCCUUGGGGUCCCUGCGGCCCUACCCUCCGGGGCCAGCACACCUGCCUCCAGCCCACGGCCAGGUGUCCUAUAGCCAGGCGGGCCCCAGCGGCCCCCCGGUCUCCUCCUCUUCCAACUCCUCCUCUUCCUCCUCUCAAGGGUCCUACCCUUGCUCACACCCCUCCCCUUCCCAGGGUCCCCAGGCGGCGCCCUACCCCUUCCCCCCGGUGCCUCCGGUGACCACCUCCUCGGCCACCCUUUCUACGGUCAUCGCCACCGUGGCUUCCUCGCCAGCGGGCUACAAAACGGCCUCCCCCCCCGGGCCCCCCCCCCCGGCGCCCCCGGCCCGCAGCCCCUCGCCCCCUCCCAAGGUGGUGGACGUGCCCAGCCACGCUAGCCAGUCGGCCAGGUUCAACAAACACCUGGACCGCGGUUUCAACUCGUGCGCGCGCAGCGACUUGUACUUCGUGCCGCUGGAGGGAUCCAAGCUGGCCAAGAAGCGGGCAGACCUAGUGGAGAAGGUGCGGCGCGAGGCCGAGCAGCGCGCGCGCGAAGAAAAGGAGCGCGAGCGGGAGCGGGAGCGCGAGAAGGAGCGCGAGCGCGAGAAAGAGCGCGAGCUGGAACGGAGCGUGAAAUUGGCGCAGGAGGGCCGUGCUCCGGUGGAGUGCACAUCUUUGGGCCCAGUGCCCCAUCGCCCUCCUUUUGAGCCUGGCAGCGCUGUGGCCACAGUGCCCCCCUACCUGGGUCCUGACACUCCAGCCCUGCGCACUCUCAGUGAAUACGCCCGACCUCACGUCAUGUCUCCAGGCAAUCGCAACCAUCCUUUCUAUGUGCCCCUGGGGGCAGUGGACCCCGGGCUCCUUGGCUACCCGGCCCUGUACAGCAGUGACCCCGCCGCCCGGGAGAGGGAGCGGGAAGCCCGUGAGCGAGACCUCCGCGACCGUCUCAAACCGGGCUUCGAGGUGAAGCCUGGUGAGCUGGAGCCCCUGCACGGGGUCCCAGGGCCAGGCCUGGAUCCCUUCCCCCGGCACGGGGGCCUGGCUCUGCAGCCCGCGCCGCCCGGCCUGCACCCUUUCCCCUUCCACCCGAGCCUCGGGCCCCUGGAGCGAGAGCGUCUGGCGCUGGCAGCUGGGCCAGCCUUGCGGCCGGACAUGUCCUACGCUGAGCGGUUGGCGGCCGAGAGGCAGCACGCAGAAAGGGUAGCAGCCCUGGGCAGUGACCCACUGGCCCGGCUGCAGAUGCUCAACGUGACCCCGCACCACCACCAGCACUCCCACAUCCACUCGCACCUGCACCUGCACCAGCAGGACGCCAUCCACGCAGCCUCCGCCUCGGUGCACCCUCUCAUUGACCCCCUGGCCUCAGGGUCGCACCUUACCCGGAUCCCCUAUCCAGCGGGGACCCUCCCGAACCCCCUUCUUCCUCACCCUCUGCACGAGAACGAAGUUCUUCGUCACCAGCUCUUUGCUGCCCCUUACCGGGACCUGCCAGCCUCCCUCUCCGCCCCGAUGUCGGCAGCUCACCAGCUACAGGCCAUGCACGCGCAGUCAGCGGAGCUGCAGCGCUUGGCGCUGGAGCAGCAGCAGUGGCUGCACGCGCACCACCCGCUGCACAGCGUGCCGCUGCCGGCCCAUCAUCUGAAGAAGGAAAGCGACAAGCCGCUGUAG